AUGCUAGGAUCGGGCGAGUCAUUUCUUAGGAGUAUAAAAGAAAGCAGUCUCCAGACCGAUUCAGCUGGCAUUGAUCGAGGCAGAGAUCCAGGCAACUGGCGGCGGUCACCUGGUCACCACCUGACUUGUAAAGACACUCUGAACAAGCGCACGAUUGGCAUCGUCCUCAUCCUUGGCAUCACACAACGGCAAACACAAAACCGACCAGCGCAACGAAUGACUGGUCUGCGACAGCCGAUGCGCGAGAUCCUUGACCGUCCGUGCGGGCCUGCGGGCCCCCAACUAUGGAAGAUGCGACCCGACCGGCUGCCGACCCAGUCAGGCUUUUGUGAUUCGCGCGAAUCCCUACAUAUCAUUGAUCCAUUCACGAUGACUCUUGUGCCGUCAGCGCAAAUUUCAACGCGGACAGACAGUUCUGGACCCUGGUCAAAACCGGCCAAUACGCAAACGUGGCGAGCAAACCCCUGUCUCAUGGAGACAGGAGACUUGUCUCAGUUUCAGGACUGGUGA
Messenger RNA from Penicillium macrosclerotiorum, 510 nucleotides. RefSeq lists its product as uncharacterized. The record is from RefSeq and is a predicted model, not a curated record. The coding region runs from base 1 to 510 and encodes 169 amino acids. The transcript has a single exon. NCBI's taxonomy places the organism in Eukaryota, Fungi, Ascomycota, Eurotiomycetes, Eurotiales, Aspergillaceae.